Molecule: messenger RNA, 453 nt
Organism: Nezara viridula (southern green stink bug)
Lineage: Eukaryota; Metazoa; Arthropoda; Insecta; Hemiptera; Pentatomidae
Source: the annotation of a GenBank genome assembly
AUGGGCUAUUUUCCAGCAAAGGGACAUUUCCCGACUGGUAGAAAGUAUGCUGAGACGUCUUCAAGAAGUAGUGAAGGCAAGAGGAGGAAACACGUGCUACUAAACGAUGAUAAAGGAGGAUCCUACACGUGCUCGGUGGCCGCAGGGAGUUGGUCUGGUCAGGCUGCCUCUCGACUGGACGUAGUGGACAGCCCCUUGGCAGGUUCGAGAUGCCCUGGUUCCGGGGCUUGGCCCCCGACGGCUCCAGGACUUCAGGCCUCUGCCCCGUGUCCUCCAGGCUACGUCGGAAUCGCCACGAGGCUGUGUCUCUUGCUGGAACCUGGUCAUGGAAGGUGGCAGAUUCCGGACUACUCAGACUGCAAGUCACACCACACCCUAGCCAUCACCAAUGCGGCCAUUACCGAUGCCCAACAAGUUAGGAACACAGUUAUGGCUGUUCUACAUCCCCAAUAA